Molecule: messenger RNA, 1713 nt
Organism: Pezoporus occidentalis (night parrot)
Lineage: Eukaryota; Metazoa; Chordata; Aves; Psittaciformes; Psittacidae
Gene: CFDP1
Product: craniofacial development protein 1
Exons: 7
Coding region: 198-1034 (278 amino acids)
Cellular component (GO): Swr1 complex
Source: RefSeq, a predicted model, not a curated record
UCGCGGCUGCAGAGGCGCUCUAGCCUGCCGCUAGCUCUCUCGUCGGUGCUCCCUCAGCUCCUGCGCCGCCUUGGAGGUCUAGGCGUCGGCCGCUCCGCUAGGGGGCGCGCGCGAGCGACGGCGACGCUCUGGGCAGCGGAGUUGCGCGCGUGAGGCGGCCGCGGCGGCUGUGAGGCGGCUGGGCUGGGGUCGGAACCAUGUCGGGGUCGGAGGAUUACUCCUCGGCCGAGGACGAGGACUACGUGCCUUCAGGUGCGGAGUACAGCGAGGAUGACGUGAGCGAGCUGGUGCGGGAGGAACCGGCGGACAGCCCACGGCCGCCCCGCGGCAGGAGGAUUCCCCGCCGCCCCGCCAGCAGGAAGAGGAAGAAAGGAGGUCUCUUGCUAGAGCCAGAUGAGAUAGAGGAAGAAAAGACUCAGAGGAAUGAAGAAGAGGAGGAGGAGGAAGUGGAUAAUGUAGAGCAGGUGGAAAGAAGAAAAGAAGAAGAAAUAAAAAAGAAAGAGGAUGCUCUUUGGGCCAGUUUCCUCAGUGAUGUGGGACAGAAACCCAAACCAGAGACUUCCACUCGGGCUGAGCAGGCUGAAGGAGAGAGGAGUGGGAAGAAGCUUCAGGAGAAACCAAAAGAUGCAGGAAAAGUGACAAUCACCAAAAUGUUUGAUUUUGCUGGUGAGGAGGUCAGAGUGACUAAAGAAGUGGACUCAACCUCAAAAGAAGCUAAAGCUUUUCUGAAGCAGCAAGAGAAAUGGCCGUCAGCAGCUCCGACUUCCCUUCCAACAGUGUCUGGGGUGAAAAGGCCAAGUGGUAUGAGCAGUCUCCUGGGGAAAAUUGGCUCCAAAAAGCAGAAGAUGAGCACACUGGAGAAAUCUAAACUGGACUGGGAGAACUUCAAGGAGGAAGAGGGGAUUGUAGAGGAACUGGCGAUCCAUAACCGAGGGAAAGAUGGGUACAUCGAGAGGAAAGCAUUCCUGGAGCGCGUGGAUCACAGGCAGUUUGAAAUCGAACGCGACCUGAGACUGAGCAGGAUGAAGCCCUAAGUGCUGUGUAUGGCUUCAGGGGAUCUUGCUCCCUUCUGUGCCCGAGUGCUGGUUGGGGGCUGCCAGCCACCACUGGACCACCGAGCAUGGAAACCUCUACCCAAGACUCAGCCUGUAUGGUUCAAUGUACAGGCUUUUCCUUUUAAUGCAAUAGUUCAGGGAGGGUAUUAGUCUGUGGGAAGGGGCCAGUUUGAGGGUUAAAUGGCCCAGAAGGUGACAGAAGGAUGAGAUUCUGGCAGCAGCUUUCCAUGGAGAAGAUAUGGUGGCACCCAUCCUUUGCCAACCCUUGCUGCUUCUGGCAGCAGGAGGAACUGUGAGGGCUGGGGGGGUGCCAGCAUAUUCAGCUCUGAGGGUGGAGCUGCAGGGAGGUUUAAUGGUGCUGUGCAUGCACAAGCUGUGUGCUGGAGCCCUUCUGCCAGCCCCACAGCCUCCCUGCCCCGCCACGCUGUGCUCUUGCCUGGACAGAGCUGAACUGUCUCUCCUUGCUUAUGGGGUCUCAUGAUGCUGGGGGGAGGUGGGGGGGUGUGCAUUAAGCAAGCUGAUUGUCGUGGGUUCAGCAGUAGUAGUCAUUUAUGAAGAAAUCCUUCCUCGUUCAUUCUGUCUAGAAGAUGUGAGCAGCUGCAGCAGGCAGGAUGGGCCAGGAUCUAAGCAUUCAUGUGAAUAAAGUAUUCCACCCUGA